This is a messenger RNA of Closterium sp. Naga37s-1, 659 nucleotides long. The record is from the annotation of a GenBank genome assembly. Lineage: Eukaryota; Viridiplantae; Streptophyta; Zygnematophyceae; Desmidiales; Closteriaceae.
AACCACCCUCUUCCCCCUUCUUCCAUGCGCCCAUGCCGUGCCCCAUGCCUCUUCCUCCCCCCACCAGCUGCUCGUCCCUGCAGACCGGCACCCUCAUCAGCAGCCCCUUCUCGGUGGACGGCCUCAUGGGCUUUGGCUCGGGCCCUCGCUCCGUCAUCCGCCAGCUCUCCUCGCCAUCGUCUCCUCCCUCUGCGGCCUCCUUCUUCACGAAUUCAUCAUCAUCCCAAGUGGCAGCAGCAGCAGGCACGGGGGCAGGAGCAGCGCAGCAGGAGGCGGUGAUGCCGUUUGCCUUCUCCUUCUGCCUGGACGGGGGGGACACGGGGGGAGGCCACCUGGCCAUUGGGCGAUCGGAGCAACCUGCCGACAUGCAGACAGCAGCGUUGUGGCAUGUUGACGGACUGCAAGCAGGGGGAGGCCACCUGGCCAUUGGGCGGUCGCAGCAACCCAAGGAGAUACAGACAGCAGCGCUGUGGCACGUGGAUGGACUCCCAUACCACUACAUCAACAUCACCAAUAUGAGCAUCGGAGGCCGCCAGGUGGCGGGUGCUGAUUCGCUGUCAGUAGUGAACGCGGCCAGCCUGGCGGGCGGCGUCAUCAUUGACAGCGGUACCACCUUCACUGCUCUGCCACCCGCCGUCUACACCUCGCUAAAGGAUUCG